Molecule: messenger RNA, 1167 nt
Organism: Tricharina praecox
Lineage: Eukaryota; Fungi; Ascomycota; Pezizomycetes; Pezizales; Pyronemataceae
Product: S-adenosyl-L-methionine-dependent methyltransferase
Exons: 4
Coding region: 1-1167 (388 amino acids)
Molecular function (GO): methyltransferase activity
Source: RefSeq, a predicted model, not a curated record
AUGGAGGUGGAUUCCAACUAUGAGGAUGAAGAGGACGGGCACGAGAACGGGGAGGGGGAGGAGAACGGGGCCGAGGCCGAGAACGACGACGACGACGACGACGACGACGACGACGAAGACGGCUCAGCCGACGAAGGCGACUAUUGCAGCAGCAGUGGUCGCGAGUCCUCAGCGCCGUUGCGGCGGCAGCCUCUGCAGCGAUCGGCUGCGGCUCAGCCGCAGCUGGAAGUGGACAGCAACAGCGAGGUGGACGACUGCGAUGCGUGGAGCCACAGCGGCGGGAGCAGCAGUCUGGAUUCCGAGACGACGUCGAUCGGGUCGGCGGCGUUUGAGUACGAGUACGAGAAUGGGCGCAGAUACCAUGGCUUCCGGGCGGGGCAGUAUGCGCUGCCCAACGACGAGGCCGAGCAGGAUCGAUUGGAUAUGAUGCAUCACAUCUACUCGCUGAUGCUUGGCGGGAAACUCCAUCUGGCGCCGCUGAGGAAGCCGCGACACAUCCUCGAUGUGGGCACGGGAACGGGGAUCUGGGCAAUAGACAUGGCGGAAUUGUAUCCGGAAGCCUCCAUCAUCGGCACGGAUCUGUCGCCGAUUCAGCCCGGCUGGGUGCCGCCGAACGUGCAGUUCUUUGUGGACGAUGCCGAGUCGGACUGGACGUUUGAUGGCGAGUUUGACUUCGUCCAUAUCCGCGGAAUGCUGGGGUCGACCGAGGACUGGCCCAGACUGAUCGAGCAGGUGUUCACAGCCCUGAAGCCCGGCGGCUACAUCGAAAUCUUCGAAUGCCCGACAUUCAACAUAGCAUCCGACGACGACUCCUACCACAACAAGACCAAGCUCUGGAGAUUCUACGAUCUAGCCAACAAAGCGUCCAAAAUGGCCGGACGCCCGCUCACAAUGGCCGGCGACCCGCUGGAAUUCCUCACAGAUGCCGGCUUCGUCGAUCUCAGCGACGACGUCGUCAAGUUGCCACUGGGAACUUGGCCGGUCGAUAAGAAAAUGAAAGAGCUCGGCCAUUGGAUGACGUUGAUGAUACAAACUGGCUUUGAGGCGUAUGGACUGGGCUUGCUCACACGGUUUUUGGGCAUGAGCCCGGCCGAUGCGAAGCAGCUCUUUCAGGACUGUGAGAACGAGGUCAAGAGCAAAUCUGUGCACGGUUACUUCGACAUGUAA